AUGGAUGAGGUUAACCCUAAAGCUUACCCAUUGGCGAAUGCGCACUUGACCAAGUCGAUCUUGGACUUGAUGCAGCAGGCGACUAAUUACAAGCAGCUCCGAAAAGGUGCCAACGAAGCUACCAAAACCCUCAACAGAGGCAUUGCCGAGUUUGUCGUCAUGGCCGCCGACGCAGAGCCACUCGAGAUCUUGCUCCAUCUUCCUCUCCUCUGCGAAGACAAGAACGUAUCCUACGUCUUUGUCCGCUCGAAGCAAGCGCUCGGCCGAGCUUGCGGCGUCACUCGACCAGUCAUCGCCGCCUCUGUCACUCAGAAAGAUGGUUCUCAGCUCCAGUCGCAGAUUGACACCAUUAAAUCUGACAUUGAGAAGCUCCUCGUUUAA
Messenger RNA from Oikopleura dioica, 381 nucleotides. NCBI's taxonomy places the organism in Eukaryota, Metazoa, Chordata, Appendicularia, Copelata, Oikopleuridae. The record is from the annotation of a GenBank genome assembly.